This is a messenger RNA of Anopheles coluzzii, 471 nucleotides long. RefSeq lists its product as uncharacterized. Gene Ontology annotation, molecular function: serine-type endopeptidase activity. The transcript is spliced from 3 exons. Gene Ontology annotation, biological process: proteolysis. The coding region runs from base 61 to 372 and encodes 103 amino acids. The record is from RefSeq and is a predicted model, not a curated record. NCBI's taxonomy places the organism in Eukaryota, Metazoa, Arthropoda, Insecta, Diptera, Culicidae.
AGAUAGAUAUAAAGCUAUGGCACAUCCACACUGGAUCAGUUUGUUUUAGAAUCUUGUGGAAUGAAGAUGAUACUUUACCUGACGUUACUCGCAGCGAUCGUGUGUGGAGUUUUUGGUGACGAUGAUGGUUUAAUGAUUCCGCAUGAAAGGACAACUAUUGACGAUUGUAAAAUACGUUACUACGCGGACAUUUCGGUAGGCUUUAGUGCUCCUGCAUUGGGACACAUAUCAAUGCGUCUUGAGCAUACCCACGCAGCAGCUAUCGGUUGGCUGAACGAAAAAGGCAAAAUUGAGUUUGGCUGCGGUGGUUUACUCAUAUUGGAAAGCUUCGUUCUUACAGCAGCACACUGUAUGGAUAAUCCAAAUACGUGAGUUGAAAACAAGGUUUUUGGAAAACAUUAUUUUUUAACUUAAGAUUUGUAGCAAGCGCACAAUGCGAGGCUCACCCUUGCUGUUGCCAAACCAUAAACU